Molecule: messenger RNA, 3029 nt
Organism: Culicoides brevitarsis
Lineage: Eukaryota; Metazoa; Arthropoda; Insecta; Diptera; Ceratopogonidae
Gene: dtr
Product: dynein axonemal assembly factor 1 homolog
Exons: 6
Coding region: 30-3029 (999 amino acids)
Molecular function (GO): protein binding
Source: RefSeq, a predicted model, not a curated record
UCGCCGUAAUAUUACUUAUUUUAGAAAAAAUGGGACGUGAAAGCCUUUUGAAUAAAAUGACUAAAAAAGCCAUACUAGAUUCAUGUAUAAAGAAUAACUUGUACCGACUACCGAAAUUGAAUGAUGUUUUGUACUUACACUUUCAAGGCUAUUCAGCAAUUGAAAACCUUGAAGAAUACACCGAGUUGAAAUGCUUAUGGUUAGAGAGCAACGCAAUUUCAGAAAUCAAGGGUUUGCAAAACCAAAAACUUCUAAAAUGUUUGUUUCUCCAAAAUAACUUAAUUGAGAAAAUUGAAAAUUUAGAUGAACUGAAAGUGCUUGAUACGUUGAACUUAUGUCAUAAUUAUAUAAAAAAGAUAGAAAAUUGUGGGGUUGAUCAACUUCCAUUGUUAAACACUCUCAACAUUUCUCACAAUUGUUUGAAACUAGCCGAGCAUUUAGAAGGCCUGAAAGACUGCAAAUAUUUGUCAGUUUUAGAUAUAUCUCAUAAUAAAAUUGAGGAUGUUGUUGUUGUUAAAAUUUUGGGGGAUAUGCCGCAACUAAAAGUAUUAACAAUGACAGGAAACCCAGUCAUCAAUCAAAUUCCACAGUAUCGCAAAACUUUAAUUUUGGAGUGUAAAGAACUCACUUACUUAGACAGUCGUCCUGUAUUUCCAAGAGAUCGUGCUUGCGCAGAAGCAUGGAAACGUGGAGGCUUUGCUGAGGAGCAACAAGAACAUCAUCGUUGGAAUAAAGAAGAACGUCGAAAAACAAGAGAAAGUGUUAAUGCUUUAUUAGCACUACGUUCAAAAGCAAGUGGCGACACACAUUUUGAACCACUACGUAGCAGUAGUGACGAAGAGGACGAUGAUAAUGUUGAUUCACAAAAACUUAAAAAACAAACUACUAAUAUUGGUCCAAAUCUCUACGACGAAAACUUAAACUUUGAGCAGUUUAAUUUGAAUGAGUGGCGUGAAAUUGAACAAACGCUAAUGAACACUGAAUAUGCAGAGCCCGAUAAGCUACAAAUCGGCAAUAAUUAUACUUUAGAAAAACGAUUUGAUCCGUCAGAUGAUUUAGAGACAAAUCAAGAAAGUUUGAACUCCAAUACCAAUGGUGAGGAGCAAUUAAUUAAUAAAACACAGACAGCUUCGAAUGAAAAAAUCGAUGAAAACAAAACGAAUGAAGAUGUAAUUAACAGCACAUCGUUACCAGAAGAUUUUGCAUACACUUUUCCCGUUAAGGUUGAAAGAUCAAUUACAGAUGACACUUUUCCUGUAAAUGACAAAUGUGAGCCAUAUUGUUUGCAACAAAACACGAAAAACUGGACAAGAAACAUUGUUACUGAAAUACUUGAUGGUUUUGAUAGCUCAAUACCAUUGACUCCGGUAAAACAAACUUGUGCUACGAUUCAAAUAGAAGAAAAUUCAGAAAUGGAUGCACAAAGAGAAGUCGAUGAUGUCUCUGUUUUUUCUAAAACGGUUUUGUUAAAAAACUACAAGAAUCAAAUGGAACAUUCGUUCACUGGCCCAGAUUUAUGUUCUUCAGAGUUAAUUGAAAAAAAGGAAUCGGAUUUUAUAACUACAUCUGCUUUCAAGGAGUCCUCAAAAUUACAAGAACGUUCAUCGAUAUCCAAAACUCAAAAGAAGGAAUCUAAAAAAGAAUUUGAUCUUCCAUCACCUUGGAACGAACUGUGGUUUUCGUCAUCUUCCGAAGAAGAAUCUGAUUCUAAAAAUGAUGAAAUUCUAAAGAACCCUAUCCAAAAAGUUGAGUCUCAAGUCGUGCAAUUGUGUAACUCAAGUGUUUCCAACAAUUUUGAUUUUAAGAAUGGCAGUUCUAAAGACGAAGAUUGUAUCGAAACUUCAGAUGGUUUAUUUACAAAAAAACCAAUUCCUGAAGCUUUGGAUACGGAAACAUCGGAUAUCGAAGACAACAUAUCCGCAGUAAGUAAAGCAGAUUCAAAAUACAAAAACAAAGAAGAAGUGUGGCAAAUCGACUUGCAUGAUAAUCAAAUUAGGUGCAUCGAAAAAAGUUGUUCCGAGUUGUCUUUGUUAACGUACGAGCCUCGAAUGCCAUCUUUCGAUUUCACAAAGGAACCUAAGGACAAGCUCUUUCUCAUUAAUAAACUUUUGGAGUCGGGAACUAAUUUGACAUUUGGAAUGGAUAACACUCUGACAGUUGGUGGAGUUUUACAAGUAACUGAUGUAGAAAGAUUACAAGCUGAAUCUUUCAGAGAACGAUCGGACAAGUUACAAGACUUGUGUAAAAGAAUCUAUGCACGUCGCGAUGAAAUUAAUGCUAAAUUUGAUAAGAUUCAGGCAUUGUGGGGCGACUUUAAAAAUCCCCAUAAAGGAUUGACGAAAAAAUCUGAGAUUUGUGUUGCAGGAACAAGCAAAAAUUCCGUUGCAGAGAUUGACUUCAACUCAUUAUUGACAAAAACUGUAAACUUAGUUCAAGAAUCUUCUAAAGUGUAUAAUGACAUGUGUAAUGGUGACUCUUCGGAUCCACGUUCACUAAACGAUUGGAAGAGCAUCUACUUACUGCAGCCAGUUCAAAGUGGAAUGUUUAAUACCAAUAUUGACUUAGGCAACGAUGAGGAAAAAAUAACGAAAGGAAUCGUGUCUCUUAUUAUCGAAAGCUGUGUCGAGUUCAACAUGAUGCGAGAAUUUCAAUUUAUAAAUUUUGAAAAUAAUCUAAAGGGUGUAGUGCAAAAAUAUCGUCAGAGACUUCAGAAGUUCUUGAACCACCGAAAUGAUAAACAAAAAGAUAAUUUAGAUACAUUGAUGACAGAGUGGCGAAGCGACAGAGGAUCUGCUUAUGACUUCAAAAAUAUCUUUAUGUCUGAAGACGAAGAAGUUCGAGAAAAAUUAAAACUUAUUGUAUAUCAUGAGUAUUCAAUCGAUUUGGAUAACGAUCAAGAAAAGGUCAUGCACUUAUGGCGAAUGAUAUUAACAUGCAAACAGGUGUACGUAGGUCAUCAAAUGGUAGAAAAAUUAGUCGUUCAAGAGACUUCAUCAGAUGAUGAUACUUCAAAUUCUGACACAGAAUAA